Molecule: messenger RNA, 629 nt
Organism: Notothenia coriiceps (black rockcod)
Lineage: Eukaryota; Metazoa; Chordata; Actinopteri; Perciformes; Nototheniidae
Product: roundabout homolog 2-like
Exons: 4
Molecular function (GO): protein binding
Source: RefSeq, a predicted model, not a curated record
AAUCAGCAGGCAGCACCUGGCAGACUGUAGCCGACAUGGUGAAGAUUGAAACACACACCAUCACCGGCCUCCUCCCCAACACCAUCUACCUGUUCAUCGUUCGAGCGGUGAACGCCUACGGCCUGAGCGACCCCAGCCCCAUCUCUGAGCCCGUCAGGACCCAAGAUGUGAGUCCCACGGGGCAGGGCGUGGACCACAGGCAGGUGCAGAGGGAGCUGGGGGAGGUGGCCGUCCAGCUGCAGGAGCCCGUGACCCUGACGCCGUCCUCCAUCAGAGUGUCCUGGACCGUGGACCGUCAGUCUCAGUACGUGCAGGGCUACCGGCUCUUCUACCGGCCCAGCGGGGGGUCCUGGCUCCUGCAGGAUAUCAACUCCCCCUCUGAACGCAGCACCACUCUCACCAACCUGCUCAAAGGAACCGAGCACGAGAUAAAGAUCCGUCCAUAUUUCGAUGACUUCCAGGGAAAGGACAGUCGGACGUUACUGGUUCGAACCACAGAAGAAGUCCCCAGUGCCCCACCGAGAUCUGUUACCGUGGUGACGGUGAAGCUAAGCAACAGCUCCAACAUCAGCGUCUCCUGGGAGCCCCCCCCCAGCGAGAUGCAGAAUGGUAUCAUCCAGGAGUACAGG